AUGGAACGCAACCCUAAGAACUCGAUGAAGUCCACCUGGCGGCGUCAAGCCCGCUCGGAGUGGACGCUUUUCCACUGGUUCUAUGAACUACUCGGCAUCCACCCCGAAAACCUCGACCAGCCCGUUCCCACCCACUUGAAGGAAGACGCGGUCCCCUACGUGCCUGACUGGUCGAUGCAUCGCUGGGUCCUCACCCACGCGGUGAUCCCCCUGCUCGUGCACCAUGCCUACGUCCAAUACACCGGCCACAACCUUGGCCGAUUGGGCGCAUUCAUUCUCUACAGCAUGGCCUUCAAAGCAAUCGCCAUCCACGAACUCCACGUGCUCCGACGCUUGGGCCACGUCCACGGCUUCCUCGACGGAGACAAGCACGAGCGUGACGGCGUCCCAGACGUCGGCGUCGGCAAAGUCUUCCGCUCUUUGAUUUCAACCUCAACCUUCCGACCAAUGUUCACCGUGUUCCUCGCCUACCGCGUCGCCGAAACGCCCGCCUCAAUGAGCUUCGCCUGGCUACCGCUGGAAAUCGGCCUGUACGGCAUCAUCCUCGACUUCUGGUUCUACUGGUACCACCGCCUGAUGCACGACGUGGACGGCCUCUGGAAAUACCACCGCACUCACCACCUCACCAAGCACCCGAACCCGCUCCUGACGCUGUACGCCGACCUGGAGCAGGAGUUCUUCGACAUCGCCGGCGUCCCGCUGAUGACCUGGUUCACGAUGCGCUUCAUGGGCAUGCCGAUGGGCUUCUACGAGUGGUGGAUCUGCCACCAGUACGUCGUCUUCGCCGAGUUGGCCGGCCACAGCGGCCUGCGCGUUCACGCAACCCCGCCUUCAACACUGAGCUGGGCGCUGCGGAUGUUCAACGCGGAGCUCGUGAUCGAGGACCACGAUUUGCACCACCGCAAGGGCUGGAAGAAGAGCCACAACUACGGCAAGCAGACUCGUCUCUGGGACCGCAUUUUCGGCACUUGCUGUGAUCGCAUCGAGUCGGUCGAGAAUAACGUUGACUAUGCCAAUCCAUCAACCAUGCCUCUUUACUGA
Messenger RNA from Penicillium cinerascens, 1041 nucleotides. Its product is annotated as sterol desaturase family protein. Bases 1 to 1041 code for a protein of 346 amino acids. Lineage: Eukaryota; Fungi; Ascomycota; Eurotiomycetes; Eurotiales; Aspergillaceae. The record is from RefSeq and is a predicted model, not a curated record. The transcript has a single exon. Gene Ontology annotation, molecular function: C-4 methylsterol oxidase activity; iron ion binding. Gene Ontology annotation, biological process: ergosterol biosynthetic process.